Temnothorax curvispinosus is the source of this 1188-nucleotide messenger RNA. RefSeq names its product probable 18S rRNA (guanine-N(7))-methyltransferase. The record is from RefSeq and is a predicted model, not a curated record. Gene Ontology annotation, biological process: rRNA (guanine-N7)-methylation. Gene Ontology annotation, molecular function: rRNA (guanine) methyltransferase activity. Gene Ontology annotation, cellular component: nucleolus. The coding region runs from base 124 to 951 and encodes 275 amino acids. Lineage: Eukaryota; Metazoa; Arthropoda; Insecta; Hymenoptera; Formicidae. The transcript has 6 exons.
UUCAUACCGUUUAUUAAAGAGGUUUGCCAAAUCAUUUAUCCAUUAAUGGACAAAAGAGCUUAGAAAAGGAUAUAAAAGGAAAUAGAAACUGUAUUGAAAGACAGAUAAAUAUUAUUAAUCAAAAUGUCUAAGCGUCCAGAGCGUAUGGCACCGCCUGAGGUGUAUUAUGAUGAAACAGAAGCUAAUAAAUAUACACAUAGCUCUCGUAUGAUAGAAAUUCAAGUACAGAUGUGUGAACGUGCUAUAGAACUUCUUGUUCUACCUGAAGAUCAGAGCUGCUUGCUUUUGGAUAUCGGUUGUGGGUCAGGGCUCAGUGGCAGCGUAUUGGAAGAUCAGGGACACGUAUGGAUAGGUAUGGACAUCUCUUCAGCUAUGCUUGACGUAGCUGUUGAAAGAGAAUUAGAUGGUGACCUAAUUUUGGGAGAUAUAGGUCAAGGAUUGCCAUUCAAAGCUGGUACGUUUGAUGGGGCUGUCAGUAUUUCAGCGCUUCAGUGGCUGUGCUAUGCAAACAAAACUUCGCACAAUCCUACAAAACGUUUAUAUCGUUUCUUCUCAACGUUGUAUGCAUGCCUGUCAAGAAGCGCAAGAGCAGUGUUACAAUUCUACCCAGAGAACAGUGAACAGGUUGAAUUGAUCACGGCACAAGCCACAAAAGCUGGCUUUUACGGCGGGGUGGUUGUCGAUUUUCCAAAUAGCGCAAAAGCGAAGAAAAUGUUCUUAGUUUUAAUGACCGGAGGAGCUGCUCCGCUUCCAAAGGCACUAGGCGUAGAGAACGAAGAUAGACUAACCGUCGCUAAUUCAAGAAGGGAAUACAUAAAGAAAGCCAAGGGUAAAUCGUUGAAGAAAAGUAGGGACUGGAUUUUAGAGAAGAAAGAAAGGCGGCGCCGGCAAGGAAAAGAAGUUAGAGAUGACUCCAAAUAUACUGGACGAAAGAGAUCCGGGAGAUUUUAAUUGUAAGAUAGACUUCGUUAACAUAAAACAUUAUUUUAAUAAUUUUUUUUAUAAUGUUAAUUAUAAAUAAGAAAAUUCAUAAAAUUGAUCUGAUUAAUUUUCGUCUGUUUCCAUAUCAUCGAUCUACUACUUAAAAAAAAUAUUUUCUUUAGUAACGAAAAAUGUGCCUAAAAAAUUUUUUUGUUAAAGAAUAUCAAACAUAAAAUUUAAUAAUCGCAUAAAUGUUUGUGUAUAAAG